Molecule: messenger RNA, 1527 nt
Organism: Puccinia triticina
Lineage: Eukaryota; Fungi; Basidiomycota; Pucciniomycetes; Pucciniales; Pucciniaceae
Exons: 6
Coding region: 1-1527 (508 amino acids)
Molecular function (GO): ATP binding
Source: RefSeq, a predicted model, not a curated record
AUGAACUUCCUCGUUACCCGAGCCAUUGUCGGAAAUAAAAUCGGCUCACCUGGUCCACCCGGCUCAUCUCGAGCUGUUGGACAAAGUCUGGAUAAGAGCAGUGAGGAGGCGCCGGACCCUGAUGGGUCGACUUUUAGACUCAUUGCGUCUAAUCCCUCAGCAGUCAGCUGCCAGCCGCACCACCAUCAGCGUCUGCGCAAAUAUCCAGUCAUCCAUCACAAGCCAACCGAUCGCCAUGCUCUUUCGCACUUCCUGUUUCCAUUCGCUUUGCAGCGGCAAGGGCCAGCGCGCACUCAAAACAGGACCGGUACUGUCGAUAGCUUCUCACUUUCCAGAUCGUUUCCUAGCGGAGGAUCGGCACGCGCGUUCCACAACCAAGAUCUUCCUCGCCAUCCGUUCCCCUUUUAUUACAGCCGACCUCAAGAAGAAAAAGAGCUUUUUCGUCGAUUGAAAGAAAAGCCCCAUCUUACGGUCUUGCAAGGACCCUCAGCUUGUGGAAAAAUCGCACUUUCGCGACAUGUCACAACCCAGCUUCGAUCUGAUGGCACCCCAGAGUUCCAUCCGCUGACCAUUGGUCUUUUGGCAGUGCAUAAGGACCGGUUUCUCGACGCCUUUACGGACGGUAUGAGUGGAUCGGCGGCGGAGGAAAACGUAUGGAAGUAUGUAUACAACAGGUUGAAGAUUCGUAGCAACAACUCCUCUUUAGAGGCAGUCGGAAUCGAAUCUUACAAACAAACGGCAGCCGCGGUUUUCAAACAAGUGGAAAACCAUCUCAAGCCAUCAUCGUUUUCCUACGAGGAAAGAACCCCUGUACUAAUCAUCACAGAGGCAGAUAAACUCAAAGGCAUGGGUGACGAGGCAAUACGGGCUUUUCUUGACUUUGCCGUUCGAGUGACCGAAGAAGAAGCAAAAAUGCACAUCAUUUUCACGUCGUCUGAUUCGCUCUUUGUGAGUUGGCUCAAACAACGUAUCAAUCCCGCCCACUUCUCGACGCUUGUUGUUGGUGACCUGUCCCGCCAGCAGGCACAUGAUUACUUCCUCCAAGUGGUCAAAAACGAUCGACAGCUUUCAGAAGAAGACAAAACUCUACUAUCAUCCGUGAAAUUUGAUAUUCCUUUUAGGAUAACCGGGGGAAGAAUGUACAUCAUUAAUAGAUAUGUCUCAGAAGUAAACAGUUCUGGUUAUUUCGAUGAUCCUAUGCGCUUUGGGGUUACAAGUAAUGCAUAUUCCAGAAUGACAGGUGAAUUUGUUGGUGGUGCAAAAAAAACUUACGGCGGAGCAGAAGCUCUCACUGUUGGCCAGCUCCUAAUCAAUUCCCCUGGAUAUAUACCCUACUCCACUCUGGUGGAAAAGCUGGGCAGGGAAGUUGUUGAAGAGAUGCUGGAAAGAAACUUGCUUGAUUUACGAUCAAAUUCAGACUUCUCCAGUGACCUGGUACCUUCUCCUACUGAACCAGUUUUAACCCCCACAAGUGAACCUAACCUACGCGCCAUGGAAAAACUAGUAAAACAAUUUCAGGAAUAUUAG